AUGGCAGAAGGCGCCGAUGGAGAGGAAGAGAUUCAGUUUUUGCGGACAGAUGAUCACGUGGUUCUGCAGUCCACGGCCUCCAUUCUGAAAGAGCAGAUCAAACUUUGCCUUUCGUGCGAAGGGUUUGGGAAUCGUCUCUGUUUCCUGGAGACUACAUCUAAUGCUCAGAAUGUCCCGCCCGAUCUGGCCAUCUGCUGCUUCAUACUGGAGCAGUCCUUAUCUGUACGGGCACUACAGGAGAUGCUGUCCAACACUUCUGUGGAUGAGUCGUCACAAGGAGGGGGUCAUCGAACUCUGCUGUAUGGCCAUGCAAUCCUUUUGAAACACACUCAUUCAAGCAUGUACUUGAGCUGUUUGACGACAUCACGUUCACUCACGGAUAAGCUGGCGUUCGACGUGGGCUUGCAGGAGGACUCCACAGGAGAGGCCUGCUGGUGGACCAUCCAUCCAGCCUCCAAGCAAAGAUCGGAAGGUGAGAAGGUCCGAGUGGGAGAUGACCUCAUUCUUGUCAGCGUUUCAUCAGAGCGAUACCUGCAUUUGUCCUACGCCAGCGGUGACUUGAUGGUCGACGCUUCCUUCAUGCAAACCUUGUGGACUAUGACCCCUGUGAUGUCGGGUUGUGAACUAGCUGAAGGUUUUCUCACAGGAGGGUAUGUGCUCAGACUUUUCCAUGGUCACAUGGAUGAGUGUUUGGCAAUUCCAGCAGCUGACCAAGGGGAUGACCAGCGCCGAGUUGCUCACUAUGAAGGAGGAGCUGUAUGCAGUCAUGCUCGGUCCCUGUGGCGACUUGAGCCACUGCGCAUCGCAUGGAGCGGCGGUCACAUUAAAUGGGGGCAGUCAUUCAGAAUACGCCACAUAACAACAGGAAGAUACCUUCUCCUAGAUGAAGAAAAGGGCCUUCUAUUGGUUGACCCUGAGAAGGCCAAUUCAAGAAUGGCAGCCUUCUGCUUCCGAAUUUCAAAGGAAAAAAUUGAAGUUACCCAGAAGCGGGAUGUUGAAGGAAUGGGUAUUCCGGAGAUUAAGUAUGGAGAGUCCAUGUGCUUUGUGCAACAUACUUCAUCUGGUCUCUGGCUCACAUAUGCAGCUGUGGACGCCAAAUCUGCCCGUUUAGGACCACUGAAGAGAAAGGCCAUUCUCCAUAAAGAAGGUCACAUGGAUGAUGCACUUACAGUUGCACGCUCUCAGACUGAAGAAUCUCAAGCUGCUCGCAUGAUUUACAGCACAACAGGACUUUUCAACCAAUUCAUCAAAGGUCUAGACGCCCUGAAUGGAAAAAACAAAUCCGCAAACCCACCAAAUCUGCCAAUGGACACAGUGGUACUCUCACUUCAGGAUCUGAUUUUUUACUUCCGCCCACCAGAGGAAGAGCUGGAGCACGAGGACAAGCAGUUCAAGCUUCGUUCCCUCAAGAACAGACAAAACCUUUUUCAAGAGGAGGGAAUGAUCACCCUCGUUCUUGACUGUGUUGAUCGGUUGAAUGUCUACAACACAGCUGCCCACUUCUCAGAAUAUGCUGGAGAAGAAGCUGCAGAGUCGUGGAAGGAGAUAGUAAAUUUACUGUACGAGUUGCUAGCUUCUCUUAUCCGGGGUAAUCGUUCUAACUGUGCUCUGUUCUGCGACAACCUUGACUGGCUGGUCAGUAAAUUGGAUCGUUUGGAGGCAUCUUCCGGUAUCCUGGAGGUAUUAUAUUGUGUUCUUAUUGAGAGCCCAGAGGUGCUGAACAUCAUCCAGGAGAAUCACAUUAAGUCCAUCAUCUCUUUACUGGAUAAGCAUGGGCGCAAUCACAAGGUCUUGGAUGUGCUCUGCUCUCUAUGUGUGUGUAACGGUGUGGCCGUAAGAUCAAAUCAAAACCUGAUUACAGAGAACCUUCUUCCUGGUCGUGAUCUCUUACUUCAAACCAAUAUUAUUAAUUAUGUCACCAGCAUGAGGCCCAAUAUUUUCCUAGGGACAUGCGAAGGGUCCACGCAGUUUAAAAAGUGGUAUUUCGAGGUGAUGGUAGAUCACGUGGAACCAUUCCUCACUGCUCAGCCAUAUCACCUGCGUGUGGGCUGGGCUCUGACGGAGGGAUUCAGUCCAUACCCUGGUGGAGGAGAGGGCUGGGGGGGCAAUGGUGUCGGUGAUGACCUCUACUCAUAUGGUUUUGAUGGACUUCACCUCUGGUCAGGACGUGUUCCUCGUCAUGUUGCCACACCCGACCAGCACAUUCUGGCAGCAGAUGAUGUUAUCAGCUGCUGUUUGGACCUUAAUGUGCCAAGCAUUUCCUUCCGUAUCAAUGGUCAUCCUGUGCAGGGAAUGUUUGAGAACUUUAAUCUGGAUGGGCUCUUCUUCCCUGUUGUCAGCUUUUCCGCAGGCGUGAAGUUCCGAUUUCUUCUUGGAGGGCGUCAUGGUGAUUUCAAGUUCCUUCCACCACCGGGCUACGCUCCAUGUUACGAGGCUGUGCUACCCAGGGAUCGUUUGCGGAUCGAGCCCAUUAAGGAGUAUAAGCAUGAUUUUGAGGGUAUCCGGAACCUGUUGGGUCCAACACAGUCUCUGUCGCACACAGCCUUCACUCCUUGCCCUGUGGACACUAUACAGAUUGUACUUCCUCCCCAUUUAGAGCGCAUUCGUGAGAAACUAGCAGAGAAUAGUCAUGAGUUAUGGGCUGUGACCCGCAUUGCAGGGUGGACCUAUGGACCAUUUCGUGACGACAACAAGAAGCUGCACCCUUGCCUGGUUGACUUCCAGAGUUUGCCAGAACCCGAGAAAAACUACAACUUAGCAAUGUCGGGAGAAACUCUCAAGACUCUGUUGGCACUAGGGUGUCAUGUAGGAAUGGGAGAUGAGAAAGCAGAGGAGAAUCUGAAAAAAACCAAGCUUCCAAAAACUUACAUGCAGAGCAGUGGAUAUAAGCCUGGUCCGCUGGAUCUCAAUCAUGUCAAGUUGACUCCUAAUCAGAACACUCUUGUGGAAAGACUGGCAGAAAAUGGACACAAUGUUUGGGCCCGAGACCGGGUUCGCCAAGGCUGGACAUAUAGUAUCGUGCAGGAUAUUAUGAACAAGCGCAAUCCUCGCCUGGUGCCUUACAACCUCCUGGAUGAAAAGACCAAAAAGACAAACCGAGAUACUGUUUGUGCAGCAGUUCGAACCCUAAUUGGCUAUGGUUACAACAUUGAACCGCCGGACCAGGAGAGCAGUACGUUUAUAGAAAGCAGCACACGUGGAGAUAAGAUCAGAGUGUUCAGAGCAGAUAAGUCUUAUGGUGUCACGCAGGGCAAGUGGUACUUUGAAUUUGAAGCCGUGACAGUCGGGGAGAUGAGGGUAGGCUGGGCCCGACCCAGCGUUCGAGCCGACACUGAACUUGGUGCCGAUGAGUUGGCUUAUGUCUUCAAUGGCUUCAAGGCUCAACGAUGGCAUGUGGGAAAUGAGUCAUUUGGUCGGCAGUGGCAGUCUGGUGACGUGGUGGGUUGCAUGAUUGAUCUGACAGAGAUGAACAUCAUGUUCACACUCAACGGAGAGAUGUUGAUCAGUGACUCAGGCUCCGAAAUGGCCUUUAAGGACAUUGAUAUAGGAGAAGGAUUCAUACCUGUAUGCAGUCUUGGCCUGUCCCAGGUGGGCCGGCUCAACUUGGGUCAGAAUGUUAGCAGCCUCCGCUACUUCACCAUAUGUGGGCUGCAAGAGGGAUUCGAACCUUUUGCUAUCAACAUGAAAAGAGACAUCACAAUGUGGUUUAGCAAGAGCCUCCCCCAGUACAAUGCUGUACCAACUGAUCAUCCUCACAUAGAGGUGUCUCGUGUUGAUGGGACAAUAGAAACUGCUCCUUGUCUCAAGGUGACCCACAAGACAUUCGGAUCCCAAAAUGCCAACACAGAUUUGCUGUUCUUAAGGCUCAGCAUGCCAGUUGAAUUCCACGAGACUUUUAAAGUCCCCGCGGGCACCACGCUCCUCACUCGCACCCUCACCAUCCCUGAAGAUGAGGUUGUGGAAGUGGACCCGGACUCUGACUUUGAAAUACUCAAGAAGUCAGCCACUCGGAAAGAGCAGGAGGAAGAGAAGAAAGAACCCUCGGUUCCUAAAGAGAUACCUGCCAUCAAAAAUGGAGAAAAUGAGAAGGACGCCUCAACUGAGAAGAGCAAAAAAAAAGGAUUCCUUUUCAAAGCCAAGAAGGCUGCCUUAAUAACUCCACCACCUGUUGUUCCCACUAUGCCCCGCUUAGUGGAAGACGUGGUGCCGGAUGACAGGGAUGACAUGGAUAUAAUCCUGAACACCACCACAUACUAUUAUUCUGUGCGAGUGUUUGCGGGCCAGGAACCAAGCUGCGUGUGGGUGGGUUGGAUCACCCCCGACUAUCACCAGUAUGAUCCUCAUUUUGACCUCAACAAAGUGAGGAACGUAACAGUCACUGUAGGUGAUGAUAAAGGCAACAUCCAUGAUAGUAUUAAACGCAGUAACUGUUACAUGGUAUGGGGAGGUGAGUUCAGCAGCUCCCAGCAGACCCGAGUGAGCCAGGAAGACUUUGUUAUUGGCUGCCUUAUUGAUCUGGACACAGGACUCAUGACCUUUACUGCAAAUGGAAAAGAGAUCAACACAUUCUACCAGGUGGAGCCCAACACAAAACUAUUCCCAGCAGUCUUUGUUCUUCCUUCUAGUCAGAAUAUGAUUCAAAUUGAGCUUGGUAAACUCAAGAACAUUAUGCCCAUCUCAGCUGCCAUGUUCCGGAGUGAACGCAAAAACCCGGUGCCUCAGUGUCCUCCCAGACUGGAUGUCCAAAUGUUAACCCCUGUCAUCUGGAGCCGCAUGCCCAACCACUUCCUGGCUCCAGAGACAGGCCGCAUCAGCGAGAGACUGGGCUGGCUUGUUAAGUGUCAGGAGCCCCUCACUAUGAUGGCCCUCCAUAUUCCAGAAGAGAACAGAUGCAUUGACAUUCUGGAGCUUUCAGAACGAAUGGACCUGCUGAAGUUCCACUAUCACACUUUGAAGUUGUACGGCUCUGUGUGCGCCCUGGGGAACAACCGUGUGGCUCACUCUCUGUGCAGCCAUGUGGAUGAAUCGCAGCUCUUCUACGCCAUAGAGAACACCUACCUUCCUGGACCAAUGAGGAGUGGCUUCUAUGACCUUCUCAUCAGCAUGCACCUCGAGUCUGCAAAGAGGAACCGACUGGGAACUAACAAGGAAUUUAUAGUUCCGAUGUCAGAUGAAACACGCAGUAUCACCUUGUACUCUGUCAAGUCACACGCAUUACCCGGUGUUGGACUUACCACAUGCUUGCGUCCUAAACUCCAUUUUUCCUCCACUGGAUUUGUUGGGACAAAUCCAGACAUCUACACACUGAGUCCAUCGGUCCCCUUACAGGUCCUUAAGACAAAAGCGCUAACCAUGCUCAUUGAGGCUGUCCAAGAUGGAGGUCAAGCAAUGAGAGACCCUGUCGGUGGUAGUGUUGAGUUCCACUUUGUUCCGAUUCUGAAGCUCAUAAGUACCCUCCUCAUUAUGGGCGUCUUUGACGAUGAAGAUGUCACCCACAUCCUGAAAAUGAUUGAGCCAACAGUAUUCAGUGAAGAAGAGGAGCAAUUUGAUGAUGAUGGCCUUGGGGAAGAGGAGGAGGAGGAAGUGGAAGAAGAGGUGGAGGAAGAAACUGAGGCAGUAAAUGGAGAGAAAGGAGCAGAAGAAAGAGAGAAAGAGAUCAAAUUUUGCGAGGCCAGUGGUGAGGCUAAAGAAGAACAUGUAGAGCAAGGACUAUUCCAGAUGAAACUACCCGAGUCUGUCAAAUUACAGAUGUGCACUCUUCUGCAAUAUUUCUGCGAUUGCGAACUUCGUCAUAGGGUGGAAGCCAUCAUUGCCUUUUCAGACAAGCUAAUAAGACAGAUACAGUCCAACCAGAGGCAGCGAUACAAUGAACUCAUGUUGGCCUUCACCAUGAGUGCUGCAGAGACUGCGCGCAAGACCCGUGAAUUCCGCUCCCCACCACAAGAGCAGGUCAACAUGCUCAUGAACUUCAAGAACUGUGCCGAAGAUGAGGAUUGCCCAGUUCCAGAUGAUGUCCGUGAGGCUCUGCAAGCUUUUCACAAUACACUGCUGGGGCAUUGUGGUGUUCAUAUUGAAGAGGAGGAGGAAGAAGAAGUAGUGGAUUAUUCUGUGCGUGGACGACUGCUUCGUUUACUGGAAAGGGUGAAAAAAAUCCGUCAGAAGAAGGUAGAGGAGGAGCCUGAGCCAGAGGAAGAUAAGAAACCCAGCACAUUGCAAGAGCUAAUUUCCCAUUCCACGAUUCAUUGGGCCCAAGAGUCCUUUAUCCAGAACCCGGAGCUUGUUCGUAUGAUGUUCAGCCUCCUCCACAGGCAAUAUGACGGGCUGGGGGAGCUUGUACGUGCCCUUCCCAAGGCCUACACCAUCAAUGCAGUUUCUAUUCAGGACACUAUGGAUCUGCUCGAAUGUUUAGGACAGAUACGCUCCCUGCUUAUUGUCCAGAUGGGUCCAGAAGAGGAGAGGCUCAUGAUUCAAAGCAUCGGGAAUAUCAUGAGCAACAAAGUUUUCUAUCAGCACCCAAACUUGAUGAGAGCUUUGGGCAUGCACGAAACUGUGAUGGAGGUCAUGGUAAAUGUUCUGGGUGGUGGUGACUCUAAGGAGAUCAGAUUCCCCCGAGUGGUGACAAACUGCUGUCGCUUUCUUUGCUAUUUCUGUCGCAUCAGCCGGCAGAACCAACGCUCUAUGUUUGAUCAUCUCAGCUAUCUGCUGCAGAACAGCAGCAUCGGCCUCGGAAUGCGGGGCUCCACCCCUUUGGAUGUGGCAGCAGCCUCCUGUAUCGACAACAAUGAGCUGGCAUUAGCUCUGCAAGAACAAGACCUAGAAAUGGUCGUGAAAUAUCUGGCUGGAUGUGGUCUACAAAGCUGCCCAAUGCUGCUCUCCAAAGGCUACCCCGACAUUGGUUGGAAUCCAUGUGGUGGAGAGAAAUACCUUGAUUUUCUUCGUUUUGCCGUAUUUGUUAAUGGAGAGAGUGUGGAGGAGAAUGCCAAUGUAGUGGUGCGCCUCCUCAUCCGUAGGCCCGAAUGCUUUGGUCCAGCCCUCAGAGGGGAAGGUGGUAAUGGUCUCCUGGCUGCUAUUGAAGAGGCCAUCAAAAUAUCAGAGGACCCUGCAAGGGAUGGUCCAAGUGUCAAGAAAGACAGACGCUUUCCCAUGUUUGGAGGAGAGGAGCAGCAUGAAGAGAACAGGGUGCACCUAGGCAAUGCUGUCAUGUCUUUCUACUCAGCGCUUAUUGACUUGUUGGGACGUUGUGCCCCAGAAAUGCAUCUUAUCCAGGCUGGAAAGGGUGAGGCGCUGAGGAUCCGAGCCAUCCUGAGGUCUCUAGUCCCUCUUGAGGAUUUGGUUGGAGUCAUUAGUCUUCCGGUUCAAAUUCCUUCUUUUGGAAAAGAUAACAGCAUAAUAGAACCAAAGAUGUCAGCUAGUUUUGUGCCAGACCACAAAGCUCCAAUGGUUCUGUUCCUGGACAGGGUGUAUGGUAUUGAUAAUCAGGAUUUCCUUCUUCACGUGCUGGAAGUGGGCUUCCUGCCUGACAUGAGGGCUGCUGCCUCUCUUGACACGGCUGCCUUCAGUACCACCGAGAUGGCGCUUGCUCUGAAUCGUUAUCUUUGCUCUGCGGUGCUUCCACUCAUCACAAAGUGUGCCCCGCUCUUUGCUGGCAGUGAUCACCGAGCCAUUAUGAUCGAUUCCAUGUUGCACACAAUCUACCGGCUGUCUCGCGGACGAGCCUUCACAAAGGCCCAAAGAGACAUUAUUGAGGAAUGCCUAAUGGCUUUGUGCAAGCAUCUUCGUCCGUCCAUGCUUCAGCAUCUGCUACGACGACUGGUUUUUGAUGUUCCCAUUCUCAAUGAGUAUGCCAAAAUGCCGCUCAAACUGUUAACUAACCACUACGAGCGAUGCUGGAAGUAUUACUGCCUCCCUAAUGGCUGGGCCAACUUUGGCGUUGCAUCAGAAGAAGAGCUGCACCUGACUCGCAAGCUUUUCUGGGGGAUAUUUGAAUCUCUUGCCCACAAGAAAUUUGAUGCAGAGAUUUUCAAAAUCUCAAUGCCAUGCAUCUGUGCAAUUGCUGGUGCCAUUCCCCCGGAUUAUGUAGAUGCCAGCUAUUCUUCUAAGACUGAAAAGAAGGCAUCAGUUGAUGCGGAGGGAAACUUUGAUCCUAAACCAGUAGAGACCACAAACACAAUUAUCCCUGAAAGACUGGAUGCCUUCAUCAACAAAUAUGCAGAAUAUACACAUGAUAAAUGGGCUUUUGAAAAGAUCCAGAAUAACUGGUCCUAUGGUGAGGUUCUGGAUGAAAAUGCCAAAACCCACCCUAUGCUUAGACCCUACAAAACAUUCUCAGAGAAGGACAAGGAGAUCUACCGCUGGCCCAUCAAAGAAUCAGUCAAAGCGAUGCUUGCUUGGGAGUGGACAGUCGACAAAGCGAGAGAGGAGGAAGAGUCUGAGAAGAAAAAGGCAGCGUCACGAAAAAUCUCGCAGACAGCUCAGGCAACCUACGACCCAAGUCAUGGUUACAGUCCACAGCCCAUAGACAUCACCCACAUGGCUCUCUCAAGAGACCUACAGUCUAUGGCUGAGCAGCUGGCGGAAAAUUACCAUAACACUUGGGGCCGAAAGAAAAAAAUGGAACUACAAGCUAAAGGAGGUGGAACACAUCCUCUUCUAGUGCCAUACGACACGCUGACAGCCAAAGAAAAAGCUCGAGACCGAGAGAAGGCCUAUGAGCUACUAAAGUUCCUACAGCUGAAUGGAUAUGCUGUCACAAGGGGCCUAAAAGAUAUGGAAUCAGACAUUUCCUCCAUUGAAAAAAGAUUUGCCUACGGCUUCCUGCAGAAACUGUUGAAGUGGAUGGAAAUUGCCCAGGAGUUUAUUGCUCAUCUUGAGGCAGUUGUAAGCAGCGGACGAGUGGAAAAGUCUCCCCAUGAACAGGAAAUCAAGUUCUUUGCAAAGAUCCUAAUGCCUCUGAUAAACCAGUACUUCAAAAACCACUGCCUCUACUUCUUGUCCACGCCUGCAAAAGUCCUGGGUAGUGGUGGCCAUUCAUCCAAUAAGGAGAAGGAGAUGAUUGCAAGUAUCUUCUGUAAAAUGUCCGCUCUGGUGAGACACAGAGUUUCUCUCUUUGGUACGGACGCAUCUGCCAUUGUUAACUGUCUUCACAUUCUGGCCCGGUCCUUGGAUGCAAGGACUGUUAUGAAGUCUGGUCCAGAGAUUGUUAAAGCAGGGUUGCGCUCAUUUUUUGAGAGUGCUGCUGAUGAUAUUGAAAAGAUGGUGGAAAACCUUAAACUGGGCAAAGUCUCUAAAGGCAAUCAGCAAGUCAAAGGCGUGUCCCAGAACAUUAAUUACACCACCAUUGCCUUGCUUCCCGUCCUCACUUCUCUAUUUGAUCACAUUGCCCAGCAUCUAUUUGGAGAUGAUGUUAUGUUGGAUGACCUGCAGAUGUCAUGCUAUCGCAUCAUGUGUAGUAUCUACUCCCUUGGAACCGUCAAGAACCCACACGUUGAAAGACAGAGGCCAGCUCUUGGAGAAUGUUUGGCUCACCUGGCAGCAGCUAUGCCAGUGGCCUAUUUGGAGCCUCACCUAAAUGAAUUCAACGCAUUUUCUGUGUAUACCACAAAAACCCCAAGAGAAAGAGCCAUACUGGGGCUCCCGAAUGAAGUUCAGGAGCUAUGUCCGGAUAUCCCAGAGCUAGAUUCUCUCCUGAAGGAGAUCGGCGACUUGGCAGAGUCGGGCGCUCGCUAUACAGAGAUGCCUCAUGUGAUAGAGAUCACUUUGCCCAUGCUGUGUAACUACCUGCCUCGCUGGUGGGAACGAGGACUCGAGAACUUCCCCGAGAUGGAGGACCAGCUCUGCACUGCAGUCACAUCAGAGCACCUCAAUCAGUUGCUCGGCAGCAUCAUGAAAAUUGUAGUCAACAACCUAGGAAUAGACGAGGCCUCCUGGAUGAAAAGGUUGGCUGUGUUUUCACAGCCCAUUGUGAGCAGGGCGAAACCAGAGAUGCUCAAAUCCCAUUUUAUCCCAACAAUGGAGAAGCUGAAAAAGCGCACGUCAAAGGUGGUGGCCGAGGAAGAUCAUCUGCGAAUGGAGGGCAAAUCAGAAGGUGAUGAGGAAGACGGAACCAUACGGGAUGAGUUUGCUGUCCUCUGUCGAGACCUGUAUGCUCUGUACCCGCUACUCAUCCGCUAUGUGGACAACAACAGAGCCAGGUGGCUUACCUGUCCAGACCCAGACGCUGAGGAGCUCUUCCGUAUGGUUGGAGAGGUCUUCAUAUUCUGGUCGAAAUCUCAUAACUUCAAGCGAGAGGAGCAGAAUUUUGUGGUGAUGAAUGAGAUCAAUAACAUGUCAUUCCUCACUGCAGACAGCAAGAGCAAAAUGAGUAAGGGCGGGGACUCAGAGGGUGGGGGCUCAGAUGCUGAGCGUACCAAGAAGAAAAAACGAGGAGACCGCUACUCAGUGCAGACUUCGCUCAUUGUGGCCGCUUUGAAGAAGAUGCUCCCCAUUGGCCUUAACAUGUGCUCCCCUGCCGACCAGGAGCUCAUCAACUUGGCCAAGAUUCGAUACUCUUUGAGAGAUACAGAUGAAGAAGUUAGAGAGUUCCUGCAGAAUAAUCUCCAGCUGCAGGGAAAGGUUGACAAUCCGUCCAUGCGCUGGCAGAUGGCCCUCUAUAAGGAAAUGGCGGGAAAGGCCGAGGACGCUGAUGCACCAGAGAAAGUUGUCAAGAGAGUGCAAGAGGUUUCUGCUGUCCUCUACCACCUUGAAGUGAUGGAGCACCCAUUUAAAUCCAAGAAGAUGGUGUGGCAUAAAUUGUUGUCUAAGCAGAGACGCAGGGCUGUUGUUGCAUGCUUCAGGAUGACGCCACUGUACAACAUCCCGAGGCACAGAGCUUCUAACAUGUUCCUUGAGGGAUACAAGCGUAACUGGCUUCACACUGAGGGUUACGCAUUUGAAGACAGAAUGAUUGAUGAUUUGUCUAAAGCAAUGGAGCAAGAAGAAGGAGACGAAGAAGAGGAGAAAGAAUCAAAGCCGGAUCCCCUCCACCAGCUUAUUCUGCAUUUCAGUCGCACUGCUCUCACAGAAAAAAGUAAACUAGACACAGACCAUCUAUAUAUGGCAUAUGCAGAUAUUAUGGCUAAAAGUUGCCAUGUUGGUGAGGAAGAAGAAGGGGGAGAGGAAAUAGUGGAAGAGGCUGAGGAUGAGAUGUCCUUUGAGGAGAAAGAAAUGGAGAAACAAAGACUUCUUUACCAGCAGUCCAGGCUUCACAAUCGUGGAGCUGCAGAGAUGGUCCUCCAGAUGAUCAGCGCAUGCAAAGGCGAGACAGGCCCAAUGGUUUCUACAACCCUCAAACUGGGUAUUUCCAUUCUUAAUGGUGGAAAUAGUGAAGUUCAACGGAAAAUGCUGGAGUAUCUGAGGGAUAAAAAGGACGUUGGCUUCUUUUUGAGUGUCCAAGCCUUGAUGCAAACAUGCAGUGUCCUGGAUCUGAAUGCUUUUGAGAGGCAGAACAAGGCAGAAGGGCUGGGCAUGGUCUCCGAGGAGGGCACCAAUGAGAAGGUCAUGGCAGACGACGAGUUCACCUGCGACCUCUUCCGCUUCUUGCAGCUGUUGUGCGAGGGUCACAAUAACGACUUUCAGAACUACUUAAGGACGCAGAUAGGAAGCACAACAACUAUUAACAUCAUCAUCUGUACAGUCGAUUACCUCCUCAGAUUGCAGGAAUCCAUCAGUGACUUCUACUGGUAUUACUCUGGUAAAGAUAUAAUUGAUGAGCCAGGGAAAAAGAAUUUCUCCAAAGCAAUGACAGUUGCGAAACAAAUUUUUAACAGUCUGACGGAAUAUAUUCAGGGCCCAUGCACAGGUAACCAACAGUCUCUGGCCCACAGCAGGCUGUGGGAUGCUAUUGUGGGCUUCCUCCACGUCUUUGCUCACAUGAUGAUGAAGCUGGCUCAGGAUUCAAGCCAAAUUGGUCUCCUGAAGGAGCUUCUGGACCUUCAGAAAGACAUGGUGGUCAUGUUGCUCUCACUGUUAGAGGGAAAUGUGGUGAAUGGCACCAUCGCCCGUCAGAUGGUGGACAUGUUGGUGGAGUCAUCCAGCAACGUGGAGAUGAUCCUAAAAUUCUUUGACAUGUUCCUCAAACUGAAAGACAUCGUCACAUCCGAUGCCUUCCGAGAUUACAUCACAGACCCUCGAGGACUUAUCUCCAAGAAGGACUUCCAGAAGGCCAUGGACAGCCAGAAGCAGUACACCCCUUCAGAGAUCCAGUUCCUUUUGUCUUGCUCGGAGGCAGAUGAAAAUGAUAUGAUCAACUACGAGGAGUAUGCCAGUCGCUUCCAGGAGCCUGCUAAGGACAUCGGCUUCAACAUCGCCGUGCUGCUAACCAACCUGUCUGAGCACGUCCCUCACGAUACCCGACUGCAGAACUUCUUGGAACAAGCGGAGAGCGUACUCAAUUACUUCCGCCCCUUCCUGGGCCGUAUUGAGAUUAUGGGUGCCAGUCGGAAGAUUGAGCGCAUCUACUUUGAGAUCAGCGAGGUCAACCGCAGACAAUGGGAAAUGCCUCAGGUCCGAGAGUCCAAGCGGCAGUUCAUCUUUGAUGUGGUCAACGAGGGCGGCGAGUCCGAGAAGAUGGAGAUGUUUGUCAACUUCUGUGAGGACACCAUCUUUGAGAUGAAUAUUGCCUCACAAAUUUCCGAGCAGGAAGAGGAAAAGGGCGAUGAGGAUGAUGACGUAGAAGAAGCCGUGACUGAGGGAGGACCAGGAGCAGCUAUCGGAGCAGGAGAAGAGGACACUAAUGGGGAGGAGGGCCCACCCGAGUCCAGCUCGGCCUUUGCAGAUUUCAUAAACAGUAUACUGAACUUCUUCAGCAUUUUCACCUUCCGAAAUCUGCGCCGGCAAUAUCGGCGAGUGAGGAAGAUGACCUUGAAAGAGAUUGUUGUUGCCCUGUCCACCUUCUUCUGGACCAUCCUGAUGAGCAUCCUGCACUUCUUCUACAACGUGUGCAAAGGGUUCUUUAUGAUAAUCUGGCAUGCCCUGUUUGGAGGCGGCUUAGUGGAGGGAGCUAAAAAUAUCACCGUGACAGAGAUUUUGGCGAGCAUGCCGGAUCCAACGCAGGAUGACGUGCACGGCGAUGGACCGGGGGAACCUGGGAUGGGAGAGGAGCUAGACACAGGUGGGGUCACAGACACUGGAGAGACUGGAAGUGGGGAAGAAGAGGAGGAGGAUACCCAGGAGAAGGAAGGUGGGAGGGUACCUGGUAUCGAUGCCCCUGGUGGACUUGGUGACAUGGGGGUCGAGGCUCCGGUUGAGCCGCCAACCCCUGAAGGGACACCUAUAACAAAGAGGAAAAUGCAGCCAGAAGAGGAAGCUGGGGUGCAGAAGCCUCCGGAACCAGUACCUGCUGAAGAAACGCCCCCAGAACCUGAAAAAGCCGAUGUUGAAAAUGGUGAGAAAACAGAGAAAGAAUCUGAGAGUCAAGCUCGAGCAGAUGCCGAUGAACUGAAAAAAUCUGCAGUGAAGAAAGAAAAGAAGCCCAAGAAGGGAGGAGGAUUCCAAAUGUGGACCGAGCUGGAAACACAGAGAAAUAAAUUCAUGAACUACCUUUCCAGAAACUUCUACAACUUGCGAUUUCUGGCGCUGUUCCUCGCUUUUGCACUGAACUUCAUUUUACUCUUCUACAAGGUGUCUGACAGCCCGCCUGAGGGUGAAGACAUGGAAGGUUCCGGGCUGGCGGAGGGAAGCGGUUUCUUCGGGGGGUCUGGUCUAUUUGAGGGUUCUGGAGAUGAGGCUGAGGGUUCUGGAAUGAGUGACGGGGAUGAGGAUGAGGAAGAUGUGCCACUGUAUUUCUACUUAGAAGAGAGCACCGGUUACAUGCAGCCCACGCUGUCCUUCCUAGCCAUCCUGCACACUGUCAUCUCCUUCAUUUGCAUCAUUGGCUACAACUGCCUCAAAAUUCCACUGGUGAUCUUCAAACGGGAGAAAGAACUUGCAAGAAAGCUGGAGUUUGACGGCCUCUACAUUACAGAGCAGCCGGAAGACGAAGAUAUCAAGGGCCAGUGGGAUCGACUAGUCCUAAAUACGCCUUCUUUCCCGAAUAACUACUGGGAUAAGUUUGUCAAACGGAAGGUUUUAGAUAAAUACGGAGACAUUUAUGGCCGAGAAAGAAUCGCCGAAUUGCUGGGUGUCGACUUGGCGUCCUUGGAUGUGAGUCAGCAGCACGAAAAGAAACAAGAGGAAUCAGACAACGCAACAUUUGCAUGGGCUACUGCCAUAGACAUCAAGUACCAGAUAUGGAAGUUUGGAGUUGUAUUCACCGAUGGUACCUUCCUUUACCUAUGUUGGUACCUGAUUAUGUCCCUGCUUGGCCACUACAACAACUUCUUCUUCGCAUGCCACCUGCUGGACAUUGCCAUGGGUGUCAAGACUCUGCGUACAAUUCUGUCCUCAGUAACACACAAUGGAAAACAGUUGAUGAUGACAGUGGGCCUGCUGGCGGUUGUGGUGUACUUAUACACCGUGGUGGCCUUCAACUUCUUCCGCAAGUUUUACAACAAGAGCGAGGACGAGGACGAACCGGAUAUGAAAUGUGACGACAUGAUGACCUGCUACCUGUUCCACAUGUACGUGGGUGUGCGCGCAGGCGGAGGCAUCGGGGAUGAGAUUGAGGAUCCCGCCGGAGAUGAAUAUGAAUUAUAUCGAGUGGUUUUUGACAUCACUUUCUUCUUCUUUGUCAUUGUCAUCCUGCUGGCAAUCAUCCAGGGUUUGAUCAUUGACGCAUUUGGAGAGCUCAGAGAUCAACAAGAGCAGGUUAAAGAAGACAUGGAAACAAAAUGCUUCAUAUGCGGCAUUGGGAGUGAUUACUUUGAUACAACACCACACGGAUUUGAGACUCACACACUGGAUGAGCACAACCUGGCUAAUUACAUGUUCUUCUUAAUGUAUCUCAUCAACAAAGAUGAGACUGAGCACACUGGACAGGAGUCGUAUGUGUGGAAGAUGUACCAGGAACGUUGCUGGGAUUUCUUUCCUGCUGGGGACUGCUUCCGAAAGCAAUAUGAAGAUCAGCUGUCUUAGUUUGGAAGCGAAUUGCAACACUUUAAGAGCUGCUUUCAUUAUUUGGGAUUAUUUUGACAGAGAAUUGCCAGACUGGACAAACAUACAGUUUAGCAAGUGCAAUACUGUGGGGUUUUUUUUUCCCAUUAAUGUAUGAGUGAGGAAAUUAAGCAAUUUUGCCUUGAUGCCUUGAUAAGAACCCAGAUUUUGAACGUCUGACUUGCAGUCUUGAGAUUAUUAUUUAUUCAAGUCCAUUCAUCAUGUUUGUGUAUUAUUGAUUGGUUUGAAUGUUUUUUUUUUUCCUGUCGUUUUGUUCUAAUGUUUUCAAAUAGAGUCAUAUGAUCUUGUCACCUUUGGCUUUAUGUACUCAAAUGUGGAGUUUAUUUCAGAAACUCAUCUGCACUGAUACAGUCAUUAGUAACAGCACGAUAAAAAUCACACUUUUUACAUGUAUUUGUUCUCAAACUGACUGCACUGAGAGUUACAGUCGAUGUCUCAGCAGGUUGUUUGCUGCUGGGCAGCUUUGGAUGAGAAAUGAGCUGACGAGGCUUUAGAGGUUUUAGCUGCUUUAGCCCAAAACAGAAUUGUAAUUACAUAAUCACAACACUGUAAGCGCAC
Molecule: messenger RNA, 15645 nt
Organism: Syngnathoides biaculeatus (alligator pipefish)
Lineage: Eukaryota; Metazoa; Chordata; Actinopteri; Syngnathiformes; Syngnathidae
Product: ryanodine receptor 1-like
Biological process (GO): calcium ion transmembrane transport; intracellular calcium ion homeostasis
Cellular component (GO): sarcoplasmic reticulum membrane; Z disc; smooth endoplasmic reticulum
Molecular function (GO): ryanodine-sensitive calcium-release channel activity; protein binding
Source: RefSeq, a predicted model, not a curated record